AUGGGUUACCCACACAGCCUCAAGGACGUCCUGGCCGCGCCGACCGUCAUGUCGCUGAUAAAGGACACAAGGGCCGCGCAGGAGGUGCCGGCGCUGCAGGAGUUCUUCGCCAUGAUCGCCAAGGACUCGGCGCGGGCUUGCUACGGGCCCAAGCACGUCGAGGUCGCGCAUGAGCGUCUCGCCAUCCAGACCCUCCUGCUCACCGACACUUGGUUCCGCAACCCCGACGUUGCUGCUAGGCGCAAGUGCGUUGAUCUGGCCGAAUCGGUGAAGAAGAUCGGUGGCAACGUCCGCGUCCUUUCGUCGAUGCAUGUCUCCGGCAACCAGCUCGAGCAGCUCACGGGGAUAGCCGCGGUUCUUCGGUUUCCCAUGCCUGAUCUCGACGACAUCGAGAUGUGA
Molecule: messenger RNA, 399 nt
Organism: Triticum dicoccoides
Lineage: Eukaryota; Viridiplantae; Streptophyta; Magnoliopsida; Poales; Poaceae
Product: protein PELOTA 2-like
Exons: 2
Coding region: 1-399 (132 amino acids)
Biological process (GO): nonfunctional rRNA decay; nuclear-transcribed mRNA catabolic process, no-go decay; RNA surveillance
Cellular component (GO): cytoplasm
Source: RefSeq, a predicted model, not a curated record